Messenger RNA from Rotaria sp. Silwood2, 810 nucleotides. Lineage: Eukaryota; Metazoa; Rotifera; Eurotatoria; Philodinida; Philodinidae. The record is from the annotation of a GenBank genome assembly.
AUGCAAAUUUCAAUUAUUUAUUGCAUUUUUCUUGUCGGUUUUGUUCAUAUAUGCUUAUCUGCCUCAACUCCUGAAUGGACAGGCUUCUACAAUGUCGAUAACAGCUGUGAUCAAUCCAAAUGUUGCUGUUUAUCUGAACAAGUAAAAAUUACAAAACCCAAUAAUGCACAGUUUUUAAUCGAUGCUAAUGUUGCUGGUCUACCAUGUCAAGUACAACUCAAUGGAUCAACUACAGUAUCUGUUCCACUUCCAAUUCCUCAAGAUAAAAGUGGCUUUCAAAUCACAACAAAUUUUCUUGGUACUCUCAAUCGAUUUACUCUCAGUGCCGAUAGUCAAUAUAUUGCUCAUGCUAAUUUCGAUGCUCCAGAAUGUAGUGGUAGCGCAAGACGAGCUGUUAGUAAUUGGGUAGGAACAUUCAAUAUUGAUGAUAGUUGUAACCAAGGUGAAUGUUGUUGUUUAUCUGAACAAGCAACUAUUAGUAAAAAAAGUGAUACAGAAUAUUUAAUAUCAGCACGUGUAGCUGGUACACCAUGUCAAGCGCAAUUGAAUGGUUCAAGUACAAUUAAUGUACCAAUUCCAGCUCCUCAAGCUAAAAAUGGUUUUCAAAUAACAACAACUUUUCUUGGUACUAUGAAUCGAUUUACAUUAACUUAUGAUAAUCAAUAUAUUGCUAAUGUUAAUAUACAAUAUCCAAGAUGCAGUGGUAUGGGACGACGAGUUGAUGAAGACAAAAAUACAGCUUCAUUAAUUUCGUCAUCGCCGAUUCUUAUUCUUAUCAGUUUUUUCUUAUUUCGUAUGAUUUACGUGUGA